This is a messenger RNA of Pseudophryne corroboree (corroboree frog), 939 nucleotides long. Its product is annotated as olfactory receptor 8J2-like. NCBI's taxonomy places the organism in Eukaryota, Metazoa, Chordata, Amphibia, Anura, Myobatrachidae. Gene Ontology annotation, biological process: G protein-coupled receptor signaling pathway. The record is from RefSeq and is a predicted model, not a curated record. The transcript has a single exon. Gene Ontology annotation, molecular function: odorant binding; olfactory receptor activity; G protein-coupled receptor activity. The coding region runs from base 1 to 939 and encodes 312 amino acids. Gene Ontology annotation, cellular component: membrane.
AUGAUUCCAGCAAAUCUAAGCUUUCCAAACUAUUUCGUAAUUUUCGGAAUUUCUGAUGCACCGGAGCUGCAGGUUCCCAUCUUUCUUCUGGUUCUGCUCAUUUAUCUUCUCACUCUUGGAGGUAACAUGACCAUUCUUCUUUUGGUCUGCCUGGACCAGCAUCUCCAAACCCCUAUGUACUUCUUCCUGGGUAACUUAUCUAUCCUGGACAUGUCUUCAUCCACUGUCACGCUGCAUAAGAUUCUUACAAGUUUCAUAAUAGGUGUUAAAAAGGUUUCCUAUGUAGCCUGCAUGGCACAGAUGUAUUUCCUGGAAUCUUUUAUUGGACUUGAACUUUUAAUAUUGACAGCUAUGAGUUAUGACAGAUACACAGCUAUAUGUAAUCCUUUGCGGUAUCACAUUCUUAUGAGAAAAAACAUUUGUGCUAUUUUAGCCACUGUAUGCUGGGUGUGGGCGUUUGUUGAGAGCAUACCUCAUGCUAUCAUAAUAGUCCAUUUUACCUGCUAUGUAUCAAAUAAAAUCAAUCACUUCUUUUGUGAAAUGAUGCCACUUAAAACUAUUUCUUGUAGUGACACGUCCAUAUUGGAGAGUUUGACCUUCAGUAUAGGACUUUUUCAUUCAAUUUUUUCAUUUUCUCUUACUUUUAUACCUUAUCUAUUUAUUAUUAACUCCAUACUGAAAAUCCGAUCCAGCGCUGGCAGACAGAAAGCCUUCUACACCUGCUCCUCCCACCUCACAGUGGUCGUCCUGCUCUACAUGACUCUUAUCUGUCAGUACCUGAGACCAAGUCAGGGGGAUAGCUUGGAAUUCAAUAAACUCUUUGCUCUGUUUAACACAGCGGCUGUCCCUAUGCUGAAUCCUCUGAUUUAUAGCCUGAAAAAUAAAGAUGUAAAAUCAGCUCUAAAGCGAAAGCUGAAUAUAGAUGGUAAUAAAGAUUAA